AUGUCUGCCUCUUACGCUCCAAUCUCAUCACCAUUUACGCGGGCUGUGGUGAGCUCGAUGAAUAAGCUCUACCCAGAGUCCUUAGCAGAUAAAAGCUUUGACAACACUGGCUUACUUCUCGAAGCCCCCUUCAACCAUGCCCGAAGGCAACGAAACUCGGUCCUCUUGGCUAUUGAUCUGACGAAGGCUGUCGCCGACGAAGCCAUCUCUCGAAAAGACUCUGUCGUGGUUGCAUACCACCCGAUCAUCUUCCGCGGUCUCAAAUCUCUCACAUUCAAAGAUACGCAACAACAAUCUCUCCUUCGACUCGCUCAGGAGGGUAUAAGCGUAUAUUCCCCGCACACAGCCGUCGACGCAACCCCCGGCGGAAUGGGCGACUGGCUCUGCGACAUCGUCACAGGAGCAAUCGCCCCAUCCUCUACCGCGACCACCCCGGAAAUAACUCCCUCUUCGUCGAAGAGCUACUCUGCACCUAUACACCCGCAACCCGGGCCCGUGUCCUCCUCUCCCUCAUCUACGAUCCCUCACAUCAAGACCACAAUCCACCCAUCCCCUCAACCUACCCCGGCCGGCCUAGAAGACGCCGGAAUGGGCCGCCUCGUCACCUUCACCGAGUCGCAGCCCCUAACAACGAUCAUCGAUAACAUCGCGCGCGGUGUAGGUUUACCAGCCGGAAUCCCCGUCGCAAUUCCACAAUCCGCGUCCGUGGAUUCGAUCAAGAUCCGCACGGUCGGUGUGUGCCCGGGCUCUGGGUCAAGUGUUCUGCUCAAGGACGUCUCGCAGAUCCCAGAUCUCUUGUUCACCGGGGAAAUGAGCCAUCACGAGACGCUGUUUGCUAUUGAAAAUGGGUCUGUGGUUAUUGCGCUUGCGCAUUCGAAUACGGAGCGGGGGUAUCUUAGGGCAGUUAUGAGGGAAAAGUUGGAGAAAGCUCUGAAGGACGAAUGGGAGAAUACGCGGAAGGAGAGAUUGGGUGCGGGGAACGAGGAGUUGAAGGAGAUAUUUGAGGACACAGCAUGUGAGGUCCAUGUUAGUGGCAAGGACCGUGAUCCUUUCGGGAUUAUGGUGCGGACAACCUAA
This is a messenger RNA of Aspergillus calidoustus, 1077 nucleotides long. Lineage: Eukaryota; Fungi; Ascomycota; Eurotiomycetes; Eurotiales; Aspergillaceae. The record is from the annotation of a GenBank genome assembly.